UUUCUAUAAUUUAUAACACAAUUUGUUUUCAUCACAGUGGCAUUUUCUGUGUAUAAUAUGCUGAUGUGUAUUCUGUGCUUUUAGAAAUAACUGACACAUCCCUUUGAGAAGUGUUUACGAUUACAGAAGAAGCACAGUCUGGAGGGACAACUGCUUUCUAAGAUCUUUAUCGUGUUAAAAUCAUCAAUAUUCAAGGAGUUCAUAAAAAGCAUACAUCAACAGGAGAAGCAGGCAACUUUGGAAAGAUCUUACUUAAGUGAAGUUCAUUAAUGAUGGCAACACCUGCUGAUUCUAACCCAAACCCAAGCCAAACCGUGAAAUAUGAUCGAAAGUCGGAAACGGUGAUUUUCCCAAAUGGGUUGGUUUCUGUGGCAGGUGUCACCGUGGUGACGGGGGGAGCGGAGCUGUCCUGUGGAUCCUGUAUGUUGGCCUUUGGUGUUUGGGGCACUCUGGUUGGUUUGAGUGUUGUGUCGGUGGGUUUGUGGGAUCAUUUGGAGUACAAUACGAGUGGUCUGUCACACCUUCUGGCUCUUGGAUUGGUACUGCUGCUUUCCAGUUUGAGUCUUGUAGCCAUGAUCUUCGUCCUCCGUUUCUUAAUGAAGAAGAGAAGAAUGAUGUCCAGAAGAGAGAGGGCAGAAGCCAAUCUAGUGCUGGUUAAUGAGUAUGCAGAAGUUGUUUUGAAAAAGGUCACAGUGUAAAAGAGUAUGUCAGACCCCUGCUGCUCCAUCUUUGUUUUUCUUCAUCAAUCUUUGCUUAAUCAUGAAAGAAUGUCACAGGAAAUUCACUGGAUUUAAUGCUACAGGAAACAAACCUUGCUAACGUCCUUUGUGAUUUCAGAAUACACAAGAGACGUAUUUGCUUCUACAUUCAUGUCUUUAUUAGACUUAUAUUGUAAAUCUAACUUUUAAUUGCAUAUCUUUUCUUACAUUUUUAAGCAUCGUGUCAUUUUGUCUGUAAUCCAAGUGCAGCUGAAGUGUAUUUUUGUUUUUAUGUAUUUUGAGUUAAUAGUAAUUGUUUUUAUUGCCAUAUACACAGAAAAACACAUGGACACAUGACAACAGGUUUAAUUACAUCACAGCUGCACAGCAAAUGAUGCAUUACAUAAAAUGGUUAACGUGUGUGUGCUUAAACCCACUGCGUUUCUAAAUAUACAUAAGCAUUUAUUUCUUUGUUACUGAAUGUAUUAUCUGCCUUUACAAAACAAAAGUAUUUGGAAAUAUACUGGAGAAUGUAUUUGAAAAUUGCUUAUAUAGCAAGAGAGUUAAUGCUGGGUUUACAUAAAGUUGAACAUUAUUUGUGGUAUGCAUAGUUACACAUCUGAUAUAUAUAUAUAUAAAUAUAUGUGAAAAAUGUAUGUGAUAAAUAUGUGAUCAAAUAAAUCAAGUGUGAUAAUAUAUGUGAUAAAGGUUUUGGAUUUUUGGACAGUUUGAUGUCUUUUCAAAGUAACUGCAAAUUGGUGGAUGAAAAAUGAGAUCUGACAUUUCUAACUUAAUUUAUAGAGUACUCUAUGUGUUAUAUAUAAAAAUACAAAUACAUGGAUAUAUAUCACAAUAUAUUUACAAUAUAUUUGUAUUUUCACAUGUUUUUCAAUAUAUGUAAAGCAACGAUUCCUUAUGUAAUAUUCUAUAUAUUGGUAUAUAGGAACACGUUAUAUUAUUAUGUUUUCAACAUACAACAAAUUAUUUAUACCAAAUUGUUAAUAUA
Molecule: messenger RNA, 1704 nt
Organism: Carassius carassius (crucian carp)
Lineage: Eukaryota; Metazoa; Chordata; Actinopteri; Cypriniformes; Cyprinidae
Product: transmembrane protein 100-like
Exons: 1
Coding region: 270-698 (142 amino acids)
Source: RefSeq, a predicted model, not a curated record